This is a messenger RNA of Nothobranchius furzeri (turquoise killifish), 2978 nucleotides long. RefSeq names its product methionine adenosyltransferase 2Aa (gene mat2aa). NCBI's taxonomy places the organism in Eukaryota, Metazoa, Chordata, Actinopteri, Cyprinodontiformes, Nothobranchiidae. Gene Ontology annotation, cellular component: cytosol; methionine adenosyltransferase complex. The record is from RefSeq and is a predicted model, not a curated record. Gene Ontology annotation, molecular function: ATP binding; methionine adenosyltransferase activity. Gene Ontology annotation, biological process: S-adenosylmethionine biosynthetic process.
UUAGUGUUUUACAGGAGGAGCUCCUCGAUCAGGACCACAUGGUCUGAGCUCUACAACAGCUGGUGGAAGGAAAGGACUGAAGGGGUCUGCGGAAGUAACGCCUUGACUCUUUGGCUUCGUCUCUGCUGGUUGCAGGUGACUGUAUCUGCUUCCAGGCGUAAACCCGAGUGGUAAAAUAAGAUAAAUCGACUCUCGGCUUCCGUAAGCUACCAAAACAACAUUUUGCUAGCUUGUUAGCUGCUGAUAGUGAUUACAAAAUGAACGGUCAGCUGAACGGGUUUCAUCACGAAUUGCUCCACGAAGAAGAUUGCUUCCUCUUUACCUCCGAGUCAGUCGGAGAAGGACACCCUGAUAAGAUUUGUGACCAGAUCAGUGAUGCCGUGCUGGACGCACACCUCAAACAGGACCCUGAUGCCAAAGUAGCAUGUGAGACCGUAGCUAAGACGGGGAUGAUCCUGCUCGCGGGGGAGAUCACCUCCAGAGCCAGCGUUGACUAUCAGAAGGUUGUCAGGGAUACGGUCAAGGACAUCGGCUACGACGACUCCUCUAAAGGUUUCGACUACAAGACCUGCAACGUGCUGGUGGCUCUGGAGCAGCAGUCUCCCGACAUCGCUCAGGGGGUUUACCUGGACCGUAAGGAGGAGGACGUCGGAGCGGGAGACCAGGGUCUCAUGUUUGGAUACGCUACUGAUGAGACGGAUGAGUGCAUGCCCCUCACAAUGGUUUUGGCUCACAAGCUGAACGCCAAGAUGGCCGAGCUGCGUCGAGAUGGGACACUGCCGUGGGUCCGACCCGAUUCUAAAACUCAGGUGACUGUUCAGUACAGGCAGGACAGAGGUGCCGUGGUGCCGCUGCGAGUCCACACCGUCGUGAUUUCUGUGCAGCACGACGAGGGUGUGAGUCUGGAGGAGAUGCGCCGGAGUCUGAAGGAGCAGGUGGUGAAAGCUGUGGUUCCUGCCGGGUACCUGGAUGAUGACACCAUUUAUCACCUGCAGCCCAGUGGGCGAUUUGUCAUCGGAGGUCCACAGAGUGAUGCCGGUUUGACUGGGCGGAAGAUCAUUGUGGACACCUACGGGGGCUGGGGAGCCCAUGGAGGCGGGGCUUUUUCUGGAAAAGAUUACACAAAAGUGGACCGCUCUGCCGCCUACGCUGCUCGGUGGGUCGCCAAGUCUCUUGUAAAAGCUGGACUCUGCAGACGUGUCCUGGUCCAGGUCUCCUAUGCCAUUGGAGUGUCCCACCCUCUCUCUGUUUCCAUCUUCCACUAUGGGACGUCUCAAAAGAGUGAAAAAGAGCUGCUGGACAUCGUGGGGAAGAACUUUGACCUCCGUCCAGGAGUCAUCGUGAGGGAUCUGGACCUGAAGAAGCCCAUCUACCAGCGCACUGCGACCUACGGUCACUUUGGUCGGGACGUCUUCUCUUGGGAGGUCCCCAAGAAGCUGAAAUUUUGAGCCCUGCUUUCUGCUCUGGUUUCCCCUCAGACACACCUGAGUGGUUUUCCUUUCCUCUUCCUCCCCUUUCUCUCCUCAGAUGUAGCGACAUUACUGUCUCCUCAGCCACGCACACACACACGCACACAUACAUAUGAAGUUCCUCCAAAAAGCAAAGCAAAAAUUAGUAACUUACUGUGUCCUGCGGAUUUGUACGGAUAAAAUCUCUAUUUAAAUUUUAUUUAUGAGGCCUUUUGCACACAUAACUUGUUCCUUAACUUUAAAAUGUGUUUUCCGUUGCCGUCUUUUCUCUCGUUAAUGUCCUCUUCUAGUCAUGCCGGUGAAAACAGCACUCCUCUGUGGUAGACAUGUGGAAGACACGCGAUGGGACUAAUUUACCGAUCUGAUCUUGGUGCGGUCCCUUCAGGACGGGUUGUAUUUUCUGACGUUUUACAGAGAAGUCAGAAGCUGCUAAUGACUGGUUUUGUUUGGACUGCACCAUGAAUCCUGUGUUUUUUAUACUAUGCAUGUUGGAUGCUUAAAUGUCACAUGGAAGAUGCAGGUGAAUGUGUCCAUGUUCUGCUGACCAAGAGUCUGGGUUUAGUGGACUGGAGCUGCCUUUAUCACAUUGUUACAUCAGUUAUUGAUUAUUUAAGUCGGUGUUUGAUUGUCCAGGGACCUAUUCGUUUGACCAGUAAAGAGUAAAGUUUCUGCAUGUCGGGGCUUUUUGCAUUAUUAUUAUUGCUACUGCUGGAUUAUAGAAUGGGAACGUGUGUCGGAGGAUGAAGAGCAGGGUCACAUAUAUGAAGAAGAUGCACAGUCGGUGUAGUGAAUGUAUCUUAAAGUUACUAAACUCGCUGUCAAAUGAUUUUUGUGCUUUAGACCAGAUUUGUUGAAGGUGUUCCUCAGGUUUUGCCACCAUCUUGUCUUUUUAAAACUAAAUUUGUAGGUAAGUAUGAUAAAGUGUCCAGAUGUGUUACCCAGAGGCUUUGGAGGGAUUUAAAGACGGCACAAUCUCUAAAUGACCCCCAGUUCAUUUCCACAUGGAAUACAAGAAAAUGCCAAAAAUAUUUACAUUCAAAUCACCUGAUAGCAUUAUUCUCUGCCACGCCACUAGGUGGCGCUGCUCUCGCAUAAAACAUUGUAAAACUGGCUGGUUUAGGGUGUUGGUUUGAUUUCCUUCCCCUCAAGCUACAUGGAGCUUUAGACUCCUCGCACCCGCGUCUGUAGAAUUAUUUACAUUUAACCGUUUUCUCCUGUUUUAGUACGUUUGCUUCUGCCCCUCCACGCUGCUGCAGACCACUGAGUGGUUGGUGUUGUACAGAGAAACCAGCCUGUUUACAUGGUCUCAAGUGGGGAAAUAUUCAAAGUGAGUUAGCAAAAUGUAUAAAUAUAAAUGUGCCUUUUCCUAUUCAGCUCAAAUGACCCACACACACAUAGAAACGUAGUAUUUUUUCCUGUAACUGCCCCCUGCUGUGAUCACAGAUGUCUGAUCUCAUUUUCUAGGUGUUUCUGUUAAACUGAUGAAUAAACUGCUCCUUCGUGCUCGUG